ACCCUUAGCAGCAACAACUGCAAUCAAGCGUUUACGAAAACUUGCAAUUAGUCUGUUACAGCGCUGUGAGAGAAUUUUGGUUCACUCAUCUAUGCAGAAUUGUUGUGAUUCAGCCACAAAGGAGAGGAAAAUAUAGGAGAUGAAAGGAGAGGAAAAUAUAGGAGAUGAAAGGAGAAGAGAAUAGAGGGGAGGAGAGGAAAGGAGAGAAGAGGGAUAGAGAAUAGAAGAGGAGAGAGCAUUGGUAUUUUUCAUGUUUCUGUGUCUUUAAAAAAGCUCGAGUGGUUCUGCUUCUGGAGAAAUGAAACUGAAACUUUUCAAACAAGAAAGAGGAAGAGAGACCACCCCUGAUCUAUACUGCUGAGUGUUUAUAGACUUUCAGAUUUCUGACCUACGCGUGCACUCGGUGUUCGUGUACAUUGGGUACAGUUUUGUGUCAGCUGAAGGAAGUGUGUCUUCUCUCUCACACGAUGUCUGGAGACUCAGACACGUUUCUUAUCCAUCCUGACACAGAAGGAAUCCUGUCAGUGAAACACCAGCUGGAGAAGGUGGCGUGCAAGGAUGAAGUCCUCCUCUCCAACCUGGAUUUUUCAGAGCGUGUCUUAAGACACAACCCUCUCAACAAAAUCAUGACCCUUCAGGUUAAAGGUCAAUGGCAGUGCCUGACAAUCGGCAAGGUCGACAGCGUGAUUUAUACCGUGUCAUCUGAGGACGAUCAAACUCGCAUCGACUGCUGCGUCUACUGCGAUGACGACGACAUGAUUAAGGACAGCGAUAUAAAGGAACUCCAUUUCAGUGUGCAUUCCUGCCAGGACCAGACCAAAUCCUGUUUUACAGCAGCCAAAGACGCCAUUAGGGUCAAACAUCAGGCCUUAAAAAUCAAAUGCAACAGGUUUUCCAUGACCUACACCAUUAAGGCCAUACCUGACAGGAUCGUAACCAUCGAAACAAAGUGUAAUUUUAAACUACAUUAUGUGACGGCUGAAGCUCUGCUCAAAGCCAAGUGCUGGAUGGAGAACGAGAAACCGAAUUGUCACGAGUUGAUCAAUUGCCUCGAUUAUCUGGUUGAGAUUUACCUCACUGCAGCUGCACCUCUUUCAUAUAACUGCAGGUUCAUUUUGCAGGGAAAUAAAGAAAUGGCUGAAAUUACUACACCUACACCUGGAUAUAAUCAAUCUAUGAAACAGUACAUUGUGAAGUGUGGGAAGGAUUCCAAAGUCUCCAUUUAUCCGCCUUUUGCCUGAAGUCUAGAUGACUUUAGACACUUUUAAAAUGAAUGCAGAGCUGUGCUCACGGAGCGCCCUCUCGUGGUCACGAGGGGUGUCUUGCAGAUCCGCCUGGUUAAUCCUUCACCUGCCCUGACUCUCUACCUGAUCUUCAGAAAGAGAAACUCUAUCUCUCUUACACGCACACACAUAUCAGUCUAAUAGUAUCAAAAGUUUAAUAUCAAUCAAUCAAUCAAUCAAUCUAUCAAUCUAUCAAUCUAUCUAUCUAUCUAUCUAUCUAUCUAUCUAUCUGUGUGUGUGUGUGUGUGAACAGUGCACACACAAACCAUAUAAUAAAACCCCUUAAGGUGCUGUAAGUUUCACCAUUAGUGACAAAAGGCCAGUUUCCAUGGCAACCAGGAGCCACUAAAGAUGAAUGUUAAUGGAUGAAAGUGAGAGAGGUGUGUGUGUGUGUGAAGGACAUUAAUGUGUAUUAGUGUUGACAGUGUCAUAACGCUCGAGUGCUCUGCACUCAAACAAAGAGCAGUAGAUCAGGAAACAAUGCAGAAACAAAAACACAACAAAUUUCAUUAGAAAAUGAAAAAAAAAAUGAAGAAAUUUAAAUUCAUGAUACCCGAUUCAUUUUUCCCCAUGGAGAAUUUGCAUAAACAUGUUCCAGGUGAAUAAAACCUGUUAAUUUUUUUUUACCUGACAGAGAAAAACGUCGGAUAAAAAUAUUUUUAACCUGUAAGCAGUCAAACGCAUGGAUUUAUUUUUAUUGUAUUUUACAUUACACUGAAAAAAAACACAACAAAACUGACAUAAGUUGUGAAAAAAAUGCAGAAAAAAAGAAAAUGUUUUUUUUAAACUAUACAAAAAGAAAAUUUAGAAAUGUGUUUCUAAUAAAAUUAAUACAAAUACAACACGUGUGUACUCAUAGACCAGGACUCUGAGGGAGGAAAAAUUAUUUAGCUUUUUUUUAAAUAAUCUUUUAUCACAUUUAUUAUUUCUAAGCCUGGACAAAGUAUUUAAAUUUUUUUUAUAUUAUUUCGUGCUAUUUCUGACAGCUGUACUGAGCACCGCAGGCUUUUAUAUCAUCCUGAAAUAUUUUUUUUGAAAGAACAAAUCUUAUUGUUCAAGUGAGGAAUAAAAUCUAAAAUGAAAUUAUUCCAGUUAAUUUUCCUCCUCACUGGCUGAGAGUUUAGGCAUUUUCUCUUAUUUUUAAUUUAAUUUUCAAUGAGUCAUCAAUAUAAUUUCAGGUUUUAGUCUAAACGGAAAUAAAUUAAUCUGUGAAACUCGGAAUUCUUUAGCUAAAACCAGUGGAUAACCAGCUAGUUCUUUCCUAUAGGAGUAGAUGAGGUGCUUUGUGUUCACCAAGAAAGUACCAAGCGAGUGAAUAGCUAGCUUACUGUAUAUAAUGCAACCUGACAAUGCUAAUUUAACUAGCUAGCACCAGUUUGCUAAAUGCAUGUGUCUAGCUACAAUUGCUAACUGUUUGUGUUUGUUUUUAAGCUAGCUAAUAAUCAAACUAGCACGACGAUUUUUCAGGAAUGUACUCUUUUCUUGCUCGCUAACAACUUAUCUCUUGCAUUGUAUUUAGCUAGAUGUCUAGCUUCAGCUGCUCGAUUUUAAUAGCAGAAUGGCUAAUUUAUAGUAGCUAACUACCAAGCUAGUUAGGUGUUUAUCUUUUUUUCUUUCUUUAAUGCAACCUGUCAGUGUAGUGCUAGAUUGCUCUAUCUUAUAUUCCUGACUUGUUUAAACACAUCCUUAAUGACUAAUAAUUCAUUGAAUUCUGGAAAACCGCUCUGACUGCUGUGGUAUACAAACUGUUUAUUCAGAUUUCAGGGAAAAACUAGCGUUAUGCUUAGCAUGUCUGUAGACUGAGAUGCUACUUUGCAAAGCAUAUUUAACUAGCCUGCAGUAUCUGUAACAUAGACUUGGUG
This is a messenger RNA of Silurus meridionalis, 3145 nucleotides long. RefSeq lists its product as uncharacterized. The coding region runs from base 468 to 1241 and encodes 257 amino acids. The record is from RefSeq and is a predicted model, not a curated record. The transcript has 3 exons. NCBI's taxonomy places the organism in Eukaryota, Metazoa, Chordata, Actinopteri, Siluriformes, Siluridae.